Messenger RNA from Penicillium expansum, 636 nucleotides. RefSeq lists its product as uncharacterized. The record is from RefSeq and is a predicted model, not a curated record. Lineage: Eukaryota; Fungi; Ascomycota; Eurotiomycetes; Eurotiales; Aspergillaceae. Bases 1 to 636 code for a protein of 211 amino acids. The transcript has a single exon.
AUGAGUGUUCCUCAAAACUCCUUGCAGAAACGUCGAGAACAUCCGUCAAAAGGACCCGAACACAAAGUCUUAAGGAAAAUAGCCUCCACACUGCUGAACUUGGAUUUUUCGGCUUUGCGGACUCUACAAGAGCACGAGAAGUCCAAAGAUUACCAAACGAUUUUCGUGGAUUUCACUGCAGGCAAUCUCGCCAACAUCAAGCAUGACGACCGUUUGCAAUCUAUUUCCCGCGCAAUACGCCGUCAUGUGGCAAGGCUCUCCAAAAAGGACCUUUAUGAGAUAGUAUCGAAGCCCUUCAAAAGUGACUUUUAUCGUGAGAUGAUUUACCUGGGGAUUCAGGCUUUUGAGGAUGCUUUGGAAUACGAGAAAUACGAGCUGAUGGACAUACUGAUGUUCGGUGAUCCGCCCCCGGUUCCUUCGGAAGCAGUCCACGAACAGUUAUGCGAUAUUUUGCAUUUGUCACGAAGCUUAUACAACCAAAUCAAAGAUGCGGCCGCUAGUGGCUAUCUUCGAAAAUCAAUCCCUGUACUCAAGGAGGGAUUGCGAAGUAUCGACGAGGACAUCGAAGACUUGUGCUCAACUUUAGGUGUUCAGCACGAACCACUGGUGUACUUAGAUGACACUGAUGAGAGGUGA